Messenger RNA from Acanthosepion pharaonis, 1038 nucleotides. NCBI's taxonomy places the organism in Eukaryota, Metazoa, Mollusca, Cephalopoda, Sepiida, Sepiidae. The record is from the annotation of a GenBank genome assembly.
AUGGCAGCUCCCCGUCGGAGCUAUACGGCAGGAUUUAAGCUCAAUGUUGUCGCUUAUGCAAAAGAAAUGGGUAACAGGGCAGCGGGUAACCUUUUCUGUGUGAAUGAAAAACAAAUUCGUUACUGGAAGAAACAAGAAGACCUGUUGAGGUUGAGUCAUAAAUCGAAAAGGGCCAACCGUGGAGGUUCAGCCCGAUGGUCACUUUUGGAAGAUCUGCUGGAGGCAUGGGUGCUGGAACAAGUGGCCGCAGGAAAGACCCGCCUGUGUCCUAAAGUCAUCCAGCAAAAAGCCAAGGCCAUAGCAGGAGAGAAAAACAUACAAGGAUUCAUUGGCGGACCUUCUUGGUGUUUCCGUUUCAUGCGCAGGAAAAAACUGGCAUUUGUCAACGUGAAGGGCAGAAACUGGAUUGUAGGAAAUAUUCCAUCAAAGAUAUAUAAGAAGAAUGAAGAGAAUUUGCGUUUAAAUUUAAUGUUAUCAUCUGGUAACCAAAUGAGAAAAAGUCCACAGACCACAUUGGGGCCAAGGGAGUUGUUACUACCGAACAUUGAAGCUGAAACACAAGAACAAACAGACUUUGCUCCGAAUAAUGUUGAAAACGUUGACGAAAUGAAAGAAGAAAUUCAAGAGGACCAGACAGACUGCAACAUGACAUUAAUGGUCAGUGAUAACCAAUCGUCACACAUGACACAGCAAGGGACUGAUUCCGUUGUCAUGGAUACGUACCAGCCUUCAUCAAAACGGUUGCUAGUUGUUCCAGAACAUCAGUACAGUAUGAUGUCAAGUUUAUCAUCCAUGUGGAAGGAACAAAAAAUGUGUGAUGCUUCAAUUGGAAAUGGCACGACAAUCAUUAUGGUCCACAAAGUUGUUCUGAUGGCCAUUUCCCCGACAUUGUUGUCAAGUUCUGAGGUGAGAAACAAUUGCUUUUUGCGAGUGAACUUUCCGGCCAACAUCAGUGAGAAUGCAAUGCGGGCUGACUACACUGUCACACCUUGCUACCCAAUCAGACUCCUUUUCACCACAAUUCUCGUUACAACGUAA